This is a messenger RNA of Lepisosteus oculatus (spotted gar), 5741 nucleotides long. The record is from RefSeq and is a predicted model, not a curated record. NCBI's taxonomy places the organism in Eukaryota, Metazoa, Chordata, Actinopteri, Semionotiformes, Lepisosteidae.
AAUCAAAAUCAGAAGAACCAGGCCUGGGAAGAGCUGUUCUAGAAGAGACCUUUCUUUGAGAAUCGCUCAAUAAAAAAGCUGCUUUUAAUUUCCAUAAAAGUACGAUUAAAAGUCAAUUAAAAAAACGCAUUACCUGCUUUGUGGCCCAGCUUUUGUUAAAACAAAAUUGAGCAAGAUGAAGAACACCUCAUCACUGGGCAAUACCAGCUCUCACCGUUCUAUCGCAGUGCAAAGAAAACUACGUUUCCCAGAACGCCAAGCACGGUCCACGCUGGCGCACGCCGUCCCUGCGCCCCCUGGUGGCCGAUGCCGAUCAUCGCAAGGAUAUCCCAUUUAUCCGACAAGAGCGGAGAUCAUCCUGUAGCCAAGCUGGGAGACAGCAGAGCCGAGGAAGAGGGGGAGGCGAGAAGCCGCGUUUCGUUAAGAAGGGAGACGGACAGCGUAUAAUCAAUGAAGGUGCAUGCAAAAAUAACAUAGCCAUCGGGUCCAGACGUUGCAGUAUCCAGCUAAUAAAAAGAUCAACGAUUUUUUUGGGGGGUUGCCUUCAUUUUAUUGGCUGUGAGGGAGAAUAGGCUAUUCUUGCAAAGAUGGGUAACCGAGGGAUGGAGGAUUUAAUUCCUCUGGUAAAUCAGCUCCAGGAUGCCUUUUCUGCAAUCGGACAAAAUGCCAACCUGGAUCUGCCCCAGAUCGCCGUGGUCGGCGGGCAAAGUGCGGGCAAAAGCUCGGUUCUGGAGAACUUCGUUGGAAAGGACUUCCUGCCACGAGGAUCUGGGAUCGUCACCCGGCGCCCCCUUGUGCUCCAGCUCAUUAACUGUCCCACAGAAUAUGCCGAGUUCCUGCACUGCAAGGGGAAGAAGUUCACCGACUUCGAUGAGGUGCGACAGGAGAUCGAGUCCGAGACGGACCGAGUCACGGGGAUCAACAAGGGCAUCUCUCCUAUCCCCAUCAACCUGCGGGUCUCUUCUCCUCACGUGUUGAACCUCACCCUGGUGGACUUGCCCGGAAUGACCAAGGUGCCCGUGGGCGACCAGCCCCCUGACAUCGAGCACCAGAUCCGAGAAAUGAUCAUGCAGUUCGUCACCAAGGAGAACUGCCUCCUCCUGGCUGUGUCCCCGGCCAACUCUGACCUCGCCAACUCGGACGCGCUCAAGAUUGCCAAAGAAGUCGACCCACAAGGUCAGCGUACCAUCGGGGUAAUCACCAAACUGGAUCUGAUGGACGAGGGCACGGAUGCCAGGGAUAUCCUAGAGAACAAGCUGCUGCCACUUCGCAGAGGGUACAUUGGGGUGGUUAACCGCAGCCAAAAGGACAUCGAUGGGAAGAAGGAUAUCCAGGCAGCACUGGCAGCCGAGAGGAAGUUCUUCCUCUCUCACCCUGGGUACAGACACAUGGCAGACCGCAUGGGCACCCCUUACUUGCAGAAAGUUCUCAACCAGCAACUGACCAAUCACAUCCGGGACACCUUGCCUGGUCUCCGGAACAAGCUGCAGAGCCAGCUCCUGUCCAUCGAGAAGGAGGUGGAAGAGUACAAGAACUUCCGGCCGGACGACCCGUCUCGCAAAACCAAGGCCCUGCUACAGAUGGUGCAGCAGUUCGCAGUGGACUUCGAGAAGAGGAUCGAGGGAUCCGGGGACCAGAUCGACACGUACGAGCUGUCGGGAGGAGCCAGGAUCAAUCGCAUCUUCCACGAGCGCUUCCCCUUCGAGCUGGUCAAGAUGGAGUUUGAUGAGAAGGAGCUGCGCAGGGAGAUCAGCUAUGCCAUCAAAAACAUCCACGGUAUCAGGACUGGCCUCUUCACUCCGGACAUGGCCUUUGAGACAAUUGUGAAAAGGCAGAUCGCGAAGAUUAAAGAGCCGUGUCAGAAAUGCGUGGAUAUGGUCAUUUCUGAGCUAGUCAGUACCGUUAGGCAGUGUACGAAGAAGCUAGCACAGUACCCUCUCCUGCGAGAGGAGAUGGAGCGCAUCGUCACCACCCACAUUCGGGACCGCGAGAGUCGGACCAAAGAGCAGGUGAUGUUGCUCAUAGACAUUGAGCUAGCCUACAUGAACACGAACCAUGAGGACUUCAUUGGGUUUGCCAAUGCUCAGCAGAGGAGUAACCAAAUGAGUAAGAAAAAGGCUUCUGGGAAUCAGGAUGAGAUCAUGCAGGAUAGAGGAUCCGUAAGUUUCAGAUAUGCGGAGGUGAUCAGGAAGGGCUGGCUCACCAUCAACAACAUUGGCAUCAUGAAAGGAGGAGCCAAGGAGUACUGGUUUGUGCUGACAGCAGAGACACUGUCCUGGUACAAGGAUGAUGAGGAGAAAGAGAAGAAAUACAUGCUACCGGUGGACAACCUGAAGCUGCGAGACGUGGAGAAGGGCUUCAUGUCCAGCAAGCACAUCUUUGCCCUCUUCAACACCGAGCAGAGGAAUGUGUACAAGGACUACAGACAGCUGGAGCUGGCCUGUGAGACCCAGGAGGAAGUGGACAGCUGGAAAGCCUCCUUCCUGCGGGCUGGUGUUUACCCAGAACGCAUUGCGGACAAGGACAAACAAAGCGAGUCGGAAGAGAACGGCUCGGACAGCUUCAUGCACUCCAUGGACCCGCAGCUGGAGAGGCAGGUGGAGACCAUCCGCAACCUGGUGGACUCCUACAUGGCCAUCGUCAACAAGACCAUACGCGACCUCAUGCCCAAGACCAUCAUGCACCUCAUGAUCAACAACACCAAGGAGUUCAUCCACGCCGAAUUGCUGGCCCACCUGUACUCCUGUGGUGACCAGAACACUCUGAUGGAGGAGUCCGCCGAGCAGGCCCAGCACCGCGAUGAGAUGCUGCGCAUGUAUUAUGCCCUGAAGGAGGCGCUCAAGAUCAUUGGUGACAUCAACACCACCACCACCAGCACGCCCAUGCCCCCACCCGUUGACGACUCCUGGCUGCAGGUCACUGGCCAGCUGUCGGGCAGGAGGUCUCCGACGUCCAGCCCCACACCCCAGAGGAGAGCCCCCGCUGUGCCACCGGCUCGGCCUGGGUCCCGGGGCCCCGCCCCGGGCCCCCCCCCAGCCGGGGCGCCCCCGGUGCCCUCCCGUCCCGGCGCAUCCCCGGACCCGUUCGGGGGACCCCCUCCUCAGGUCCCCUCCCGACCCAACCGCGCCCCCCCCGGCGUCCCCAGAAUUACAAUCAGUGACCCAUGAGGACUAACGCUAAUGCCGGAGGGCUCCUGCUUCACCAACCCGACCUGCAGUGUCCCGGACAACAGAGUCCCCCCUCUUAGAUCUCUAACCCAGGGUCCUCAUGCGAUCCUAGGGCUGCAGUAGACCACCGACAUAGCCCUGCGCCUAACUUGAUCUGCUCCAGUAGACCUCCCCCCUGUCCCUUCCCGGAGAACAUGCUACACAACACCCACUCGCACGCGAAAAAAACGGCAAAGAGCUUGUCCCAUUCUCGUCUCGUGUAGUGUAGAUCGUAUACCCGACGUGCUUCUUAUACUAGUCCAGUAUUUGUAUUUCGUAGAAGUAGAGCAGAAUGACUCGUAUCCUCUUAAAGAUGUGCAGUGAAGUCAUUGAAUUACAUCCAGCCUAUAGCUAAGGUAGGGGAAAACUAUUAUAUACAAGAUGCAUCUGCGUUUCAGUUUUUGGUCGAUGCCUCUCUCUCAGCGGGCGAUGGAGGUCUGGUUCGGUCAGCGUAGUGUGUGCUCGGCUGGCCUACGCCUCCAGACUGCUCGACGAAGCGCCAUCAGUGCUGCAUAAACAGCUCUUUGAGUCCUGCCUGGGGCCUGGAAAAACGCCCCCCCCCCCUCCUGUCUCUGUGCCACUCUGCCGUUUCCGUUUUCAGAUGUAGUCCAAAUCCGUGGGCACCGCCCUGUACGUCUUGGUCUUUUUUCCCCCUCUUUCGCCCGUUAUCGCUCACCCCCUCUGGAGAAAAGUAAAUCCUGCACCCCCAAAUUCUGUCAGACGAACGUGAACUUUGGGGACAGCAACCUCCUGCCUGCCUGAACGCUGCUCCACUUCUCCCGAUACGCGCUCUGCUCUUCCCCUCCCUCCUCCCGCCCCACCUCCCUCGGAACUCUGGGAGAGAGCCGCUGUCCUGGUCGACCAACCAGCAGGCAGCACUGCGUUGGGCAGCCAAUGGGGGGAGGGGUGGAUUGGAGCACUUGUUUGCUGGCGCUUACUUCCUAAUUGUGUGACUUCUUUUUUUUUUUCUUUAAUCUUUUUUUGUUUUCUGCAUGUCCUGAAGGUGUUCCAUGAGAUGCAAUAUUCCUCGAGGCUGUAGGAGGGAUAACUGCAUUUUUUUUUUGUUUGUUUCCUGUCUUUUCUGUCCAGCUUGGGCCUGUCCUUAAUUCACAUGCCAGCAAACUGACCCCGGACCACAAAGUCAUCUUGCUUUCCCCUUUUCUGAUUAGCCAGAGGUUAGGACCCGACAGCGCACACUGACCGUGUGACUGCCAGUUGCAAAAGGCAAAGUUUAGUAAACGAUAGUUAAAGCUUAUCCACAAGUCAACAGGUAUUCUGAUUAAAAAACAGACCAGACCUUUUCACAUCAGUUAACAGCCAUCAAUUGCUUGCUCAAGGACUGAGAAGAGUAGAACAUUUAUUUCAGUCGCUGCGAUUUCACAAAUAAAAUCUAGUGGGUUUUACUUUAAGGACCCAAGAGAAAUGCUUACCGAUGGACUGAUCUCACCCGGUGAGAUCUAGCAUUUCUACUCUGUUCUAAACUUCCAGUUACUAUGAUAUUCCAAGCAAUCAGAGAAGAUUUAGAUAAGCUGUUUCUAUUAAAAUUAUAGAAGACAACAAGCCCAAGUAGAAUCUUAAGCAAUCAGAAGUGUUUUCCUUUAGCCUUGUGAGCUUUUAAGAUGCUUGGCUUAAUCUUUGUUCCAUUAUUUUUAAUAAUAAUCAUUAAUAAUCAUUUUCAAUUUCUGUAAACCCCCUUAUGAUGCUCUGAGUUGCUCUGUUUCACAAUUCAUUACCAUCUCUUGCCGAUGCCUUAUCAGAAUGCCAGAUCAGGUUUGGCUUUAGAAAUCUUUGCUGAUGGGUCACCCCUUUAAUAUUUUACAAUUUGUUUUCUGAAUUAUUUGAAGAAAACUUCCGUCAGAACAGUUCAUCGGCACAUGCGCCAAAGCUUUUGUAUAACUGUGCGAGACACAGAAAAUGAAGGCAGCUCACGUUAUUUCAGACUGCACCUGCUGAAGCACAAGACCAGCCAGGCAUGUUUAAAGUCUAGAAAAUAUUAAAAUCCCCUGAGUCACACCAAGCAAGGCAGCAGAGCCACUUUCAGAAGCUCGCUGUGUUAGAAAAAGCAAUAAAGACGUUCAAAGCACAAUCUGAAACGCUAGCCGUUGAUGAGCAUUUUGAAAAAUGGAACGAGAUUCCGUGAGUCUUUUGAGAUGGAGGAGAGAUUCAUGGUGCUUGAUUUCUAGGGCAAAAACAGAUCAGGUAUAAUAGAUAUUACCUGUCAGUUCACCUGCAAGAACGUGUGCUUUAGGCUUUGCACGGAGAAAAGCCUCCUUUAGUUCUUUAAAAACAUGCCCGUCGGUGAAUACUGCUUACCUGUAGAUUCAAUAAUACUGGGGGCCGCAGAAAAGGGGGGUUUGAAAACUAAGCAUGCUUCCAUGCAGAAUUUCUGACCCAGGCAUUCAUUUGUUCUCUUUUUCAACCCCUCCAGAAGAUAGAAUUGUCUUUCCUAGAUAUUUUCCAGGGUGUACAUUCAUGAUAUUCAGUGGGAAUGUCGAGGAGCACAGAUAUGAGGCAGGCUGACUGGGUCGGGGGUCG